This is a messenger RNA of Podospora anserina S mat+, 663 nucleotides long. RefSeq lists its product as uncharacterized. Gene Ontology annotation, cellular component: membrane. Lineage: Eukaryota; Fungi; Ascomycota; Sordariomycetes; Sordariales; Podosporaceae. The record is from RefSeq and is a predicted model, not a curated record. The coding region runs from base 1 to 663 and encodes 220 amino acids. The transcript is spliced from 4 exons. Gene Ontology annotation, biological process: mitochondrial respiratory chain complex I assembly; mitochondrial electron transport, NADH to ubiquinone. Gene Ontology annotation, molecular function: NADH dehydrogenase activity; 4 iron, 4 sulfur cluster binding.
AUGCUUUCCAAUACCACCAUUGCGGCCCGCCCUCUGGUGCGCGCAGUUCGCGCCGUCGCCCCCUCUUCCACAGUCAUCUCUCAGGUUGUCGCCAGGAGAACGUAUGCGACACCGGCUGGGCCCCCGCCCAAGAACUUCCGUCUGCCGCCCCCCAAGACGUGGGAACAGGAGUCCGAGAGCACCUUCGACAAGCUUGGAAAGUACUUUUUGAUGACGGAGAUGAUGAGGGGGAUGUACGUGCUCAUGGAGCAGUUCUUCAGGCCACCGUACACGAUCUACUACCCAUUCGAAAAGGGCCCCAUUUCUCCCCGUUUCCGCGGUGAGCACGCUCUCCGGAGAUACCCCUCGGGUGAGGAGCGUUGCAUUGCCUGCAAGCUUUGCGAGGCUGUCUGCCCAGCGCAAGCCAUCACCAUCGAGGCUGAAGAGCGUGCGGACGGUUCCCGCCGCACCACCCGCUACGACAUUGACAUGACCAAGUGCAUUUACUGCGGUUUCUGCCAGGAGUCUUGCCCUGUCGACGCCAUUGUCGAGUCUCCCAAUGCCGAGUACGCCACCGAGACCCGCGAGGAGCUGCUUUACAACAAGGAGAAAUUGCUUUCCAACGGAGACAAGUGGGAGCCGGAGCUGGCUGCGGCUAUCAGGGCGGACUCUCCCUACCGGUAA